CCCUCCAUUUGAAUAGUCAUAAUGGCUUAUGGAGUAUUUAGCCACAGUAUUUUGCAAUUCGUUGCGCUGGGCGUCUUAGCGCUGUGCCUGACUCAGGCGCAGACGCAGGAGACGGCGACCACAGACAGCUCUGAUCAGCUAAGCGAUCUCGGCGAGCAGACGACUUUGCUGGUCACUGAUUCGUCGCUGGGCGAGACAACCACAGAGAUUCCGGCCACAGUGGAUGUGGUGCCGGCCAUCGAGACGGAGAAUCGUAAUGCUCAAUUUGAUCUCUCGGCUGCGGCAGAUCUGGACACAAAGGACUCGAAUGAGAUCUACUUGGAUAAUGUGAGCUGCGAAUCGGAUGCAGUUGGCUUUGAAAUUGUCACCGGCUAUGUAUUCUCAGCACCUGGCAGGCUCUUGGACUCGCUGCCCGGCACUCUAAUGCUGACGGACUGUCUGGCCACCUGCCUGAAGAAUGACACCUGUCAGUCCGUUAACUACGAGACGGGCCUCUGCGUGCUAUUCUCAGCACACGCUGAUCAGUUGCCAGGCGCCUUAACCAAAUCGCAGUUUCCGGUUUUCACAAUCUACGCACAGAAGUCUUGCCUCGCCGCAAAGCCCUGCUCGCGGGCCUGGUUCGUGGACCGCGUGCAAAACUACAAGCUGAAGUCGGAAGUUAAGCGCAGCCUCGCGGUGGCAUCGCGACGGGAGUGCUCCGAGCUCUGCCUGAGCGAAACGGAAUUUACAUGCAGAUCUGCCAACUACAAGAGAGCCACUGGCGUCUGCGAGCUGAGCGAAAUGGAUCGUUCGACUUUGGCUGGCACGAAUGCCUUCCAGGUCAUGGACGGCACUGACUACCUGGAGAACCACUGCGUCGAGGAGCCGAACAAGCUGUGCGAGUUCAAGCGGCUGAAUGGACGCAUUCUGAAGACGGUUGACUCGGUCUACCAGGAGGUGAGCAGCGUGGACGAGUGCCGUGAGCUGUGUCUCAAUUCGCCCUACAGAUGCCACUCGUACGACUACAAUGACACCGGCGACAUGGUCUGUCGCCUCUCGCAUCACAGCCGCGCCACGCUCUCCGACGUGCAGGAUCCCUACCUAGAGGUGCCUGAGGCGGCGACCUAUGAGCUGGCCUCCUGCUACAAUGUGACGAUCGAGUGCGGAGGCGGCGAUAUGCUGGCCAGGAUACGCACCUCGAAGCUGUUCAGCGGCAAGGUCUACGCCAAGGGCUCGCCCAGAUCGUGCGCCGUGGACGUGAGGAGCGCCCUGGACUUUGAGCUGCGCAUGAACUAUCAUGAUCUGGAGUGCAAUGUGCGCCAGAGCCAGAGCGGGCGCUAUGUGAACGACAUUAUCAUCCAGCAUCAUGACAUGAUCGUCACCUCAUCCGAUCUGGGCCUGGCCUUGGCCUGCCAAUACGAUCUGACCAACAAGUCGGUGACCAACGGCGUCAAUCUGGAUGUGCGCGGCGACCUGACGCCCGCUCUGUCGGAGGAGGUGAUUGUCGACUCGCCCAAUGUGAUCAUGCGCAUUACCUCGCGCGACGGCUCCGAUAUGAUGCGCUCCGCCGAGGUGGGUGAUCCGCUGGCACUCAAAUUCCAGAUCAUGGACGAGCAGAGUCCCUAUGAGAUCUUCGUGCGCGAGCUGGUCGCCUUGGAUGGCGUUGACAACUCGGAGAUCACGCUGAUCGACUCGAAUGGCUGUCCCACCGAUCACUUCAUCAUGGGCCCCAUAUACAAGAGUCCCGGCUCCACCAAGAUCCUGUUGUCCAACUUUGACGCCUUCAAGUUCCCAUCCAGCGAGGUUGUCCAAUUCCGUGCCCUGGUCACGCCCUGCAUGCCCAGCUGCGAGCCGGUCCAGUGCGACCAGGAGGACACCAGCGGCGAGUACAGAUCCCUGCUCUCCUAUGGCCGCAAGCGUCGUUCGCUGAACGAAACAGCCACUUUCGAAAUGCGUCAGAAGCGCGAGGUUAAGACACCCUCGGAUAUGCUAUUGGUUCAGUCCAUUCAAAUCACUGACAAGUUCGGCUUCGAGGAGCAACAGAGCCGCAAGUCGAAUAUUGGCGGAUAUUCGGAGAACAAUGAAACGGAAUUCACAAUUACAAAUCCGGGACGCGGCUUCUGUGUCAAUGCAUUUGGACUCAUUACAGCUGCCACAUUCUUCCUGCUCACCCAAUUGGCUAUAAUUGGCAUUUGGACCUUCUGCUAUCAGCGCCGGCAGAAGCUUCAGGCCUACCAGCACUCGUAUUAGGUUAAAUACUUUUUCUAAGCUUCGAACUCAGAUCGAACAAGUUAAUUUCAGCAGGUGCGCACGACGAGAGCGAGUUACACAUACAUAUAUAAUUCUCUCUAUAUAUAUAUAUAUGUAUAUUUGAUACUUGGCAGCCUUGGAAAUUGGUCUUGUCUAGUCAUUGCUCGAUUUGGGUGUAGAAUAUAAAUAGAAAUGUCGCAGAUUGUUUGUUGGUUAAUGGAUACUAAUAUAUUUCAGUUCGUCUAUUUAUAUAUUUUGAGCCCACUUUACGUACUAUGUACUCUACGCAUCUUUUCCAGACUUGUGAAGGUAGUUCGACAACUCCA
Molecule: messenger RNA, 2555 nt
Organism: Drosophila navojoa
Lineage: Eukaryota; Metazoa; Arthropoda; Insecta; Diptera; Drosophilidae
Biological process (GO): anatomical structure morphogenesis
Source: RefSeq, a predicted model, not a curated record